Messenger RNA from Plodia interpunctella (Indianmeal moth), 2438 nucleotides. It is a transcript of the gene Ppt2, whose product is annotated as Palmitoyl-protein Thioesterase 2. NCBI's taxonomy places the organism in Eukaryota, Metazoa, Arthropoda, Insecta, Lepidoptera, Pyralidae. The record is from RefSeq and is a predicted model, not a curated record. Gene Ontology annotation, molecular function: palmitoyl hydrolase activity; thiolester hydrolase activity. The coding region runs from base 174 to 1031 and encodes 285 amino acids. Gene Ontology annotation, cellular component: lysosome. The transcript is spliced from 6 exons.
ACGAAAUUGUAUAAUAAUAACUAAAAGAUUCAGCUUGCUUGCGUAUUACAUGACCUUCUAUUCAUCUGCAAUAUGUAUAUGACGCAGUAACAUAAACUAAACAAUAAUCAGUCAGUUAAUUCUUCUUGAACUGAGCAGUAUUUUCUUUGUUCUCUUUGUAGAAAUAAGCGAAAAUGUAUUUAAAAUCACUGGUGUUUUGCUUUAUAUUGUGUGCAAGCUUCGGUUACACAUAUAAACCUUUGGUUCUUAUACAUGGGGUUAUGACGGGAAGUCUAAGCAUGGAGAUGAUAAUGUACAGAAUUAAAGAGAAACAUCCCGGAACUUUAAUAUACAACAUAAACAGAUUUGAAGGUUGGUCGAGCUUGGAAUCUAUGUGGCACCAAGUUUUGGAGAUAGGGAAUGAUGUAGCGAAUAUAUCAGCGCAGCAUCCCAAGGGUAUCAAUAUAAUAGGAUAUUCGCAAGGUGGGCUAAUAGCACGGGGUAUUAUUCAGACGUUUGCAAAUAUUACGGUGGAUACUUUCAUCUCUCUAAGUUCACCGCAAGCUGGUCAAUAUGGAACCGGUUUCCUUCACCUGGUUUUUCCCGGCCUUGUCAAAGAUACAGUGUAUGAGUUGUUUUACUCCAAAGUGGGCCAACACACCUCUGUAGGAAACUACUGGAACGAUCCGUAUCAUCAAACACUGUAUGAGUCAUACAGCGUGUACCUGCCUUAUAUUAAUAAUCAUUUAACAUCAGCAGAAUCCGGUAAUUUCAAAUCGAACUUACUGAAGCUGAAGAAGUUGGUGCUGAUUGGAGGACCCGACGACAACGUCAUCACGCCCUGGCAGAGCAGCCAAUUCGGCUACUACUCCGGAAACGAGACAGUGGUAGAAAUGAAAGAUCAAGCGAUCUACACAGAAGACAGGAUAGGCCUGAAGAAGUUGGAUGAUACAGGGAGAUUGCAUCUCAUCACUGUGCCAGGUGUGAACCAUUUCAGUUGGCACACUAAUGUUACUAUUGUAGAUAAUUAUUUAUUACCUCAUUUAGACUAGAUUUAUAGAGAAAAAAAGUGAAAAAGGUGAAAAAAGCUUAAUUCGAAUUUAUUUUUAAAUAUUUUUUCAAAAUCUAGAAUGCAACACACAACAUUAUUUAAUUUUAAAAGUAUAUCGCGGCGAAUAGACAAUUUUCUCAUUUUUUUUUAUUCGGAUACAUAAUUAAACUGUAGGUACAUAAAUUAUUUUAAAAAAAAUUGGCGCCAUUUUAAUAUUUUAUAAUAACAUUUAGAUGUUAUCGAUUGAGAUGUACCUAAAUGGGUACAUUAAAUAGUAUUUCAAAGAAAUAAAAUUAAAACGUACAGCGCCAUGAAUAAUACCUAUUUAGCAUUUUAGUUUUAUUGUCAUAGUACUAACAUUUUACAACGCCGUACCAUGGCGUAUCGUAGGUAUACAAGUAGAAAAAAAUUCGACAAAAGUAUUCUAGAUUUUAAAAAAAUAUUUACGUAGAAAGCGCUCAAUCGUAAUCGAGAUUUUAUUUAUGUAUCUAUUAAUUUAUUGAUUGUAACUAUAAUGUAACGAGGAGGCUAUGAAGCUUUUAUUUUUAAGUAGCCAAUUUUUUACAUAUUUUGUUUUUAAAUAUAUUUUUUUAGAUACAGUAAAUUGCUUUUACCAAACUAUAUUCAAAUAUAGAUGGUGUAAUUAGAAUUUUAUUUUUAUUCCAUGGAUAGUGCCGAAUUUAAGAGAUAAACUUUAAGGGAGAGAUAAGAUAUAAAUGUUAUAGUGCUUUAAUAAGUGUUGUGUGACAAAAUAAUAAUAAUUAAGGAAUACUCAAAUUAUAAGAAAACAAGUGAGAAUUAAACUAAAAGGUAUGUAAUUUCGUUUUCCUAAGCUUACAUUUAAAAACAUUAUCUGAUACCUUGAAAAAAAAAACAGAGCUCAAAUCUGAUAUUCCGAAAUCUAUGCCAUCUUUUAAUAAAAAAUUUAGAAUGAACAGUUUAAUGCCAGCUCCACACUGUCGUCGAACUCAGACACAUGACGACGCGAAUACGUUAACAUUGCGUACCUGGUAUGAGUGAUUUUAUUUACCCCAAUGAAAAACCAGCAAUGUAUACCGGAACUGUCAAUGUUUGGCAAACUGUUCGACGACAUUAUGGAGCCGGCAUUAAAUUCUAUAUUUACUGUCAUAAUUUUCUAUGAAUGAUAAUUAUAAUUUUGUCUUGUGGAACAUGAUUUAAACUAUUUCGAAUUAUUGAUUCUGAUUCUAUUUCAUCUAUACUAUUUAUCAGCCUGACCAAAGGUCAAAUUGUUCAUAAAAUUAAUUGAGACGGUCCAAACAUGGUCACGAUUUUCACGGUCAUGUUGAUAAUUACCUACUCUGCUUUUUUCUUACAAGUCUGAAUAAAAAUACAUAAAAAAGUUACUUUUAGUACUGGAAGUAUUGUAUAAUCUGUGCUAACUUGCUAA